Molecule: messenger RNA, 2649 nt
Organism: Cephus cinctus (wheat stem sawfly)
Lineage: Eukaryota; Metazoa; Arthropoda; Insecta; Hymenoptera; Cephidae
Exons: 8
Coding region: 412-2505 (697 amino acids)
Biological process (GO): spindle assembly
Cellular component (GO): HAUS complex; mitotic spindle microtubule
Molecular function (GO): microtubule binding
Source: RefSeq, a predicted model, not a curated record
ACUCUUGAAGAUCCGCAACGUCCUCUAUACGACAUACGCAGGAACUAGUGCAAGACGUCCAGACAUCACGCAGUCAAGGACCAAUUCUCCUUAGCAACCGAUUGAACUAAGUUGAAAAUUGAUAUUAAUGUAUUGGACACUUCGAAAUUAUUCUUGUAUCACGUCACCCUAGUAGAUUAAACAAUAUAAUUGGAUCCUGGUCCACCGAUUACAAUCACGAGAGGUCGGAGUUUUAUGUGAAUUAUUGAGAAUAUGUGAUUCACCAUUUUGACGCUGAGUACCGUCUCUUAGCAACGUGGUCCAAUCUCUGUAAACGGAAUUUAAAACUCGUUAUGGCGCUGCAGAUAUUAGAGGCGUAUAACCGUUAAAAGGAGUUUUAUUAAUUUGUUAAGUAACUUGAUAUUCUGUGAUAUGUCUAUAAAUCAUCAGGCUUCCCUUGUUCACAAUCGAUCACUCGUUAAUCGACCUGGGAUGACCAGUGUACCAUAUUCAUCUUCAUCUUCGGACAUUAGUGCAUCUUUCUAUAAAAAUGUAUUUAUCCUCUCCGAGAUGGUUCAUCCUACUGAGGAUUUCCGGAGACAUUUUCGCGAGGGAAUGUUCGAUAAACCAAACACUGUGGGUUUUAUUCACGUAUCUCACUUUCUUCUUACGAUUCACAAUGCAGAGCGGUUUAAGAAAGCUGUGCAAUGGCCAAUAGUAUGCAAGAAGACUGAGGCACAGUACCGCAAUAAUGUCAAGGAUUAUUUGAAUAUUUUAUCAAAUGAAAAUCCUAAUAUUGGAUUUCCUGCGAUACUGGCAUCUCAUUUAUUACGUGCUGGUGGUACUAAGUUUACAAUGAUUAUGUGGAAACUGUCUCAACUUGUUUUGUACACAUAUCUUAAAAUGGAAUGUCAAAAAGAAGUUUUACUUCCACCAAAAAUGGGUUCCGCAAAAGAUUUGACAAAACAAUUCUUUACCAAUGUUAUUGAAAAUAUUGAAUCUGAAAUUCAGAAAUAUGAUCAAGAAUUUUCAAAAAUCAAAGAAGACUUCAGCUUAUUUGCAAAGGAAGUAGCUGACGAUAUUAUUCUAAGUCAGUCAAAAAUAUUUGAAACAAAAAAGAUCUUAGGAGAUCUUGUUUCAAAAGCCCCAGUUGCAGUUCCAAUAAGAAAACGACUAAUGGAUCUUGAUGACGAUGAAAUCAUUGAACUUUGGAAGAGCAACAUAUUAAAUAGUCAGUGCUGUCUGAGAAAGAAGCAUGCUGUUUUGCAAGACUUGGAAAGCCUUAGCAGGGACAUAAAUAAUAUGAUAACAAAUAUCCUCUCUGAAUCAAAAGUAUUGGAUGGAAAUUCUGUACCAAGAGUAAAUACGAGUAUCAUUACCGAAUCGAAUCUGCCACCUGAAGUUCAGGUACUUUCUAGCAAGUUGUAUAUGAAUAACAAAAUUGUACUGUCGACACUCUUGUCAUUAUUUUGUUCAAUACUUUAUCAAUUACGAUGGCAUUUAAAAGAUAAUAGGCUACCAGAUUUAUCUCAUCAACAAUUACAAGUGCACGCCAUCAGUGAGGACACGAGAUCAAUGUGCAAUCUAUUCCACAUGCUUCUCACCAGGAUGGGGUGUCUUUCAAGUGAGAUACAAGUGCGAAUCCAUCAAAAAGAUAAAAUUCUUGACGAUUCACUAAAGAAAAAUAUGGUUCCUGAUGCGUACAAAGUACUUUUUAUGCCAUCGCCAACAAUAGACUUAAAUUCAAAGCAACCAGGAAAAGUUAACGCUUUAAAACUGGAUCUCUCACCAGUGGAAGGAAUGCACAAAGCAUUGUUUUCACGACACAAACGGAAGGACGACGGUACACUGGAGUCUUCGAAAUUGAGAACAAAUUUAUUAAUUUCGCGAAUCAAUUUCGACGAUACGAUAUCCUCGAUAACCAGUGACAAACAAUCGUCGUCAUCCUUACGAAAAAUCACAUCGAAACUGAACGUUUCCGCGAUUAGAGGUGGCGGAAAAUACUCAAGACUAUUUGGUAGUGUUAUAAAUAAGAAUAGCAGUACCAGAGCACAUAGUAGUAUGAUGUCCAUCCCUAGCAAUUCGAAGGCAAAUUCGACAGCGCUCAUGAAUACCAUUGGAGAAAUAGAAAAUGUAUCGGGGCUCAGUUUAGAUAUGACGGCCAAAAGCUUAUUGAAUCUCACGCGAGAAACAACUGACUUUUUCUCUCGUAAUUCGAAUCAAAACGAAAUAAAAACUAUGAGUAAUGUACCUAAAAGAGACAACGUGUUCCACUUCGACACGGAAGUCGAUUCAUUAAAAUCAAUUUCUCACAUGAAAGUGACAAAACCAUCAAUUGCUGACGGAACGGAAGUGGAACUAUCGACUGACAUUAAAUCCACAAUGUUAAAAUCCGAAAGUCAUACAAAAACCAGAACAAGACGUUCGAUCAGUGACUUAGUAGAAAAAUACAGAACACUAGUCGAGAGAUCGACAAUUGAAUCAGUACACUUUGAAUCCACUACAAAUAGCAGUAAAGAUGAAUAAAGACUGACCGGACUUCGUUUUUACUGUUCCAUUCCAUCAGAACACCACAUUGGAUCAGAAAUGAUAUAUAUUCUUAUUAGCAGAUAAAUAAAUGUAUUAUAUUUUCUAUACGAAGAUACUCAUUAAAUGAUCGUAUCAAUUUCA